Messenger RNA from Pocillopora meandrina, 2793 nucleotides. Lineage: Eukaryota; Metazoa; Cnidaria; Anthozoa; Scleractinia; Pocilloporidae. The record is from the annotation of a GenBank genome assembly.
GAAAAAUUACAGCUAACAACAGUUAGCUUCAAAGUAGUCCCAAAGACCUACAGCUAAAGUUUGUGAAGGGAAAAAUUACAGCUAACAACGAUUAGCUUCAAAGUAUUCCCAAAGACCUACAGCUAAAGGUUUUGAAGGAAUUUUUUUGAUGAUGCACUAAAGCUUUGCACUCGAAACAAAGUAAGCCAUGUUGCAGAGCUGGUCGCUGUGAUUGAUGAUGCUGUUGCUAUUGCUGCAGCUUUUCGUUUUGCUAUUGGCAAUAGAAACUGCAAAGAGAGAGAAAAUUAAGACAAUUAAGAUUCUAAAACAAAUAAAUGAAGAUUGGAUUGAGCCCUUUGACAAUCAUUAAUUUAUUCUCUUGUAAAACAAACAAGUGGUGAGGUCAAGAUAAUUUACAAACUGGGGAAUAAAGUUCAAUAUGCUAGUAAAACUACCAGCGAAUAAAUGCCACCAGCCUGUUGAUGAAUUUGCGUUUAGAUCUUUGUAGUUACAAUAAUUGUAUUAGCUGGUGCAUUGUGAGCCCUUCGAGGAAUGUAACAAAGCCGUUAUCAUUUUAUUCUGUCCAUUUCGUAGAAAAUUUGUUGAUGAUGAGUAUUGUGUUCUUGGUGGUGUGUGGCUUAUUUUUUGUGAUCAGCGUCGUGAUGUCUUUGAUGUUGAUCAGACGAUCAAGACUAACAUAUGGGUGAGUGCUCCAGACCUUAAGGCAAAUAUUUAGAUCAUCAAGCGAAAUAUCCAACUUUAUUGUGACACUGAUUACAUUCUAUUUACAAGUUAUAGACCAGUAUAAUUAUUCCCUACCGUUACCCCAACCGAAAAUCCUGAAUAACAAGGUGAGAAUCUCAAAAGUUUCCAGAAAGACGAUGAAAAAAAAAUAAGUGGUUAAGAAUAAAUGAAUAAUAAAAUAUUUCCUCUAAAUAUAAAUGAAAUAGAAUCGUUUACAGAUUUCAUACCAGAAAAUUUCCAAUUUAUUUACUAUUUUCCUUUUUGAAAAGUAAAUUCGUUAUAAUCACAGCUCUCUUGUUCUGGUGUUGUUGUUAUUGUUGUUUUGUCAACGAUUUGAUCAUAGUUAGCACCCUCAUCCUUAGGAUUUAUCUGUACUUUCGUUGACUAAAUUGAAACUUAAGAUCACCUUUCGAGGCGUAACGUUUUCUUUCCUUUCUUUUCUCUAGUAGUGGAAGAGGAUAUGAUCUAGAAAUAACGGAGGAGAAGUUUCAGAGCAUGUACCGGUCCAGCGAGCACGCUGAGGAGAAGUCACCAGCCAAAUUCGAGCAGCUUAAGGUCAGGCAAGAGGCUUACUGAACUUUGAACUAGCUUUUUCUAUGAACAAUCCUCUACCUUCUUUGCUGUAUUGCAAAGCGUUAGAGUAGAUUUAAUAUUUCGUAGUUUUUUUUAACGUAAAUAUUUCCGCUGUUGAAUUCGGUAAGUUGUGAGUGAUGAUCUGGAUACCGUCACUAUCUAUUCGGAACCUUGGAAGUCAAUUAUGUCAUGUUUUUUACGUUUGUCUCUCGUUACCAAGGUCAAAAUUGUUUUAAGGAAUCAAUAAUUUCAAUAUCAGAAUCAUUAGUACAAGUUAUUGUUUGUGUCAAACUCUCAAUAUUCUUCGACUGCAGGGUUUAUUUUCAAAACGUUUGCCACAGCAUGCUAAAUUCAAUGUUAUAUAAUGUUUCCAUGAAAAUCUGCUGCAAUGUGCCCCGUGAUGUAGCUUUGUCGGUAACCAUUCAUUCUGUACAGGGUCUCAAUGGGGUGAUGGCUUUCACGGCUGAUGUUUAAAAUUUUGGCCAUUUUACGGCUAACGGUUUACCCCCAGCCAUUGAGACCCUCUUGCUAUCAGUACUUAACCGUUUACUGAGACUGAGGAACAGGUUUAAGCCAUCAAAGCUUAUCUUGCUUGAGUGCUAAACUCAUUAUCACAUACUUGUUCCACCAAAAUCCGCCACGAUUUGCCUUUACCCUAUCAAGUACAUUCGUAGCUUUUCAUUUGGUGGCAUUGCCUUGCCGUUGUCUGAUACAGACAGGUUAGAUCCAUAAAACUUGCAUUUCCCUGAGAAUUCGGUUUUCUGCAUUUUUUGAGUUGCGAUUACCCGUGAGGAUCAUGUCGUGACUUAUGUAUAAUCCCUCACACAGCUCAACGACGUAAGCAACGGAGUUCAUGACUCCAUCGACGACAUCAAGUCAAGUGAACGCCAGAACAACAAUAUGGGCAAAACAAGCGCUCCACCAGGAACAGAAAAAGGGCAAAAAGACACAAAGACUCUCAGUUCUUUUCAUAACAAGGCGUACCAAAGUACCAGCAUGCAAUCUGGAAUGGAUCUGGUGGAAAGUGACGUCAAACGCUAAAGACAGGCACACACCGUUUUGAUUAAUGAAAGAAAGUGACACACGUAAGAGCUGGUGAAAUAUCAAGGAGCUUCUUAUUAUUCUUUUUCGGUCUAAUUGAGUCGUUUCAAACGUAAAAUCAUGUGCAUGUGUUUAAGUUUCAAACUCCUAGAAAUAAAUAGAGUUUACUACCUUUGCACCUGGUCUACAGUUGUAUCUGCUGAAUGAUCAAUUUCGACGGAAGGUUUUUCUAACAAUAACGAUCUCGUGUUUUCAAGCUUGUGUCGAUGAGUCGUUCUGUUUCCUGACAGCAACAGUAUCUGCGUGAUGACUGAGUGCCCAGACUGCGUGACUGACUGACCGACUGCAUUACCAACUGAAUGACUGACUCUAAGAAAUAAAAUAAGACAGGUUUGUUGCUGUUCGACAUUUAGCGGGAAUUUUUAAUAUUGCAUGCUGUUGUGGGAUAUAUUUAUC